UCAUGUGUGACCAUUUGCAAACGGUGAAUGAAUUAUGAUCAGAAUGUAAUACUGUGUUAUGGCACCAGUGUAUGGUAUUUUCACUUAUUAAAACCGUAUUGCAGUGGAUAGAUAGUAACAAACAGCCCGGAAAUGGUGGAAGGAAGCCUUCGUUCGUUCGAGCCAUUGGCCUACCACGUCAACAACGUUGGUGAUCUGAACACAGAAACAGUGAUCGCCCACAGGGACAAGGAUACUGACUCCAUCAAGAAACUUCUCUCCACGGGAGAGAGAACCGACUACGAUGUCUUCAUUUGCGUGAACAAGGACUGGCACGCGUUCGUGAUGUGCGUUCCAGCAAACGCCCCUACGCCUAGUAGCGACCCAUUGGGCGUCUUCAAAGACAUCCCAGAUGACCCCUUCGCUAUCCCCAGCCAGUUGUUCGUUUGGGAGACUGAGCUGUGCUUCGAGUCGGUGGAGCAGAGGAUGUACAAGAUUCACCACAAGAUGAAAUAUUUUAGUGAGAUAAAGGGACGUAUUGAGAGGACAUUCUACAUUCAUAGAUUCAAACAGUUAACAAUUCACGGAAUCCAGCUUUCAAUUCUGAGGGCUUCUCCCAGGCGCUACAAAGUCCUUCUGGAUGACUGUGUUGAGUUUGCCAAGACAAUGUGUUAUGAGCUACUCUCAUUCUGCAGUAAUGCCAGAGAAAUUGAAUCUGCAGUGGAGACACGCCUGAACGAGGCCUCCGGGUCUGGCUUGAGUGUUGAGAAGUUGUCUCGAAGGGUGAAAAGUUCUGCACGCUUGGGAAACUCGUUUCUUGGUGGUAUGGACAUGUCAACCUUUCUUGGUGGGAGAUGGGGUGUUGGGGCAUACUUGGCAGUGUUUUUUACAUUAUAUACUGUUGUGUUAUCUGCUGGUGUUUGUUACUUGGUUUUGUAUUUCAGUACGACCAGCUGUACCAAAUAG
This is a messenger RNA of Asterias rubens (European starfish), 945 nucleotides long. RefSeq lists its product as uncharacterized. Bases 133 to 945 code for a protein of 270 amino acids. The record is from RefSeq and is a predicted model, not a curated record. NCBI's taxonomy places the organism in Eukaryota, Metazoa, Echinodermata, Asteroidea, Forcipulatida, Asteriidae. The transcript has a single exon.